AUGGCCCCUCCGGGCCCGGCCGGUGCCCACCCCACCUCGGCCGAGCCGCUGUCCCGCAGCAUCUUCCGGAAGUUCUUGCUGAUGCUCUGCUCCCUGCUCACGUCCCUUUACGUUUUCUACUGCCUGGCCGAGCGCUGCCAGACCCUGUCGGGCCCCGUCGUGGGGCUGUCGGGCGGCGGCGAGGAGGCGGGGACCCCGAGUCCCGGCGUCCUGGCCGGAGGCCCGAGGGAGCUGGCGGUGUGGCCCGCGGCGGCGCAAAGAAAGCGCCUCCUGCAGCUGCAGCAGUGGCGGAGUCGCCGGCCGCCCGCGCCGCGCGGCGACGGCGAGGAGGCUGCCUGGGAAGAGGAGACCCCCGGCCUGGCCGGGGCUCCUGGCGGCUCCGGGGCCGGGAGCAGCGUGGCCGAGGCCCCGCCGGGGACCCUGGCCCUGCUGCUGGACGAAGGCAGCAAGCACCUGCCGCAGGCCAUCAUCAUCGGCGUGAAGAAGGGCGGCACGCGGGCGCUGCUGGAGUUCCUGCGCGUGCACCCCGACGUGCGCGCCGUGGGCGCCGAGCCCCACUUCUUCGACCGCAGCUACGACAAGGGCCUCGCCUGGUACCGGGACCUGAUGCCGAGAACCCUGGACGGGCAGAUCACCAUGGAGAAGACACCCAGUUACUUUGUCACCCGGGAAGCACCCGCGCGCAUCUCGGCCAUGUCUAAGGACACCAAGCUCAUCGUGGUGGUGCGGGACCCGGUGACCAGAGCCAUCUCGGACUACACGCAGACUCUCUCCAAGCGGCCCGACAUCCCCACCUUCGAGAGCUUGACGUUCAAAAACAGAACUACGGGCGUCAUCGACACGUCGUGGAGCGCCAUCCAGAUCGGCAUCUACGCCAAGCACCUGGAGCACUGGCUGCGCCACUUCCCCAUCGGCCAGAUGCUCUUCGUGAGCGGGGAGCGGCUCAUCAGCGACCCGGCCGGCGAGCUGGGCCGCGUGCAGGACUUCCUGGGCCUCAAGAGGAUCAUCACGGACAAGCACUUCUACUUCAACAAGACCAAGGGCUUCCCCUGCCUGAAGAAGGCCGAGGGCAGCAGCAAACCCCACUGCCUGGGCAAGACCAAGGGCAGGACCCACCCCGAGAUCGACCGCGAGGUGGUGCAGAGGCUGCGCGCCUUCUACCGGCCCUUUAACCUCAAGUUCUACCAGAUGACCGGGCACGACUUUGGCUGGGACGGAUAACAAUAUAAUUUAAAAAGAAAAAAAAUAUGAAAAUAUAAUAUAUUUUUUUACCAGUCGGUAGAGAAAAGACAGUUUAAUAUUUGUGCUGAAAAUAUCGGUUUCAGUAUUUUUUUCAAAGUAUGUUAAGAGAUUGUCCUCACCUCUGCCCCCAUCUUCAUGUAUAACCCACACCAAACAUUUCGAUAAACAAAAAAUGAAAACUUCACUCAUCUAAAUACUUCCAAUUUUCAGUUUUUAUUUUAUGUUUUAUAUAUGCAAUCAUAAAGUGUGAGCAUCAGUGGCCAU
Messenger RNA from Equus quagga, 1506 nucleotides. RefSeq names its product heparan sulfate-glucosamine 3-sulfotransferase 3A1 (gene HS3ST3A1). Lineage: Eukaryota; Metazoa; Chordata; Mammalia; Perissodactyla; Equidae. The coding region runs from base 1 to 1221 and encodes 406 amino acids. The transcript has 2 exons. Gene Ontology annotation, molecular function: [heparan sulfate]-glucosamine 3-sulfotransferase activity. The record is from RefSeq and is a predicted model, not a curated record.